AUCAUGUCAGGAUAUAGUAGCUCCCUGUUGCAAAACAGUGCACUCCGCUCCUCAUUUGGAGACCUUCCAUUACACAGAAGGCAGCAAGCGGGAGAGGAAAAGAGGACUAAUUCACCCCUGAACCCAGGACUGUACCAUGAAGUCUCAGCAGAAAUGCAUUGUGGUCUUUGCUCUGGUUUGCUGCUUUGGUGUUCUGGUGGCCCUUAUAUUCUCCGCAGUGGAUGUGUUGGGAGAAGACGAGGGCGGCAUCACCGAAGAGAACUGUAGCAAAAACUGCAGGGUAGUGCUUGUGGAGAACAUUCCAGAAGACAUCUCCAUUUCUCCCGAGGGUACGAUGCCGCUUGCCACGGGUCUGCACAACCUCCUAGACCUCGCCCAGAAAUCGGUUGAGAUCGUGUCACCGUGGUGGGCUCUGAAUGCUACAGAGCAGGAGUCUCACUUUCCUCACGCCAAGCAGGGCCAGCUGUUACUCCAGAGGCUGAUGGGCCUUAAGACGGAGAAUGUUCACCUGAAGGUCGCCAGCGGGAUUACACCGUCUGAAGAACUCGCUCUUCUCUCUCACUGUGGUGCAGAAGUGCAUUAUUUGAACAUGACUGCCCUCACCAGAGGCCGGCUUCAUUCCUCCUUCUGGGUGGUAGACAGGAAACACAUGUACAUCGGCAGUGCUGGAAUGGACUGGAGAUCUCUGUCUACGCUGAAGGAGCUGGGAGUCAUUAUUUAUGAGUGCAGCUGCCUCGUGCUGGACCUCCACAGGAUUUUCAGUCUCUACUGGCAGCUCCAGUACAGGGACUUUGUGCCGUCCAUCUGGUCAAAGCGGCUGUAUGCGAUCUUCAACAAGGAAGAGCCACUGGAGCUUCUCCUGAAUGGCACCAGUGCCAAGGCCUAUGUCUCUAAAGGAACAUUUGAGACUUCGCCCGACCUCUUCUGCCCCAAAGAUCGGACCAGAGACAUCGAGGCCAUUUUCCACCUCAUACAGGAGGCGCGGAAGUUUAUCUACAUCUCCAUGAGCGACUACCUGCCUCUCCUCAGCAACAGUGCACACACCAGAUACUGGUCACAGAUCGACGGCAUGCUCCGAGAGGCCUUGAUCCUGAGGCAAGUCAAAGUCCGCCUGUUGAUAAGCUGCUGGGAGCAAAUGCACCCGCUCACUUUCAACUUCCUGUGGUCUCUGAAGAGCCUGUGUAUGGACAUGGCCAACUGCUCAGCAGAGGCGAAGUUCUUCAGUCCACGUCUCCGGGAUGACGGCUCUCUACAAGGCAUUAACCAUCACAGAUACAUGGUGACAGACACCUCUGUGUACAUAGGGAAUUUUGACUGGGUGGGUAAUGAGUUUGUGUACAACGCUGGAGCAGGGUUGGUCCUCAGUCAAAGGGAUGCUGGCCCCACCGUGCUGGAACGCAUGCGGGGGGUCUUUGACAGAGACUGGCGCUCUCCAUACAGCAAGACCCUGCAGCCAAACAUGGUGCCCAUGUGCGGUGCGAACGCUGUCUUCCCUGGGCCCAGGCUGAAAGACUACCCAGGCAGCAUAGAACAGGAACACAGCCCAAACACCUCGCUGUGAGCACCUACCACAUCAGCGCAAGCACGGGGUGGGGUGGGGGAUCUGAUACUGGCCUUAUCAUAACAGGUUUGUUGACUGUGUAAUAACUCACGGAUUACUUUGUUAAUUUUGAAUGCUGUUCCUCUUCCCUCUUUGCCCAGAGGAUUUUAAUACUAGGAAUGUUUUUUCCCUAUAGUCUCCAAUCCAACUAAAUCUCUCACUUUAAUCACCGUCUGUGUAACAUAAUGGAGCUGCCCAAGCACAUCUUUUUAAACUUUACAUUUUGUCUGUUUUUCACAUGUAAUUGAAAAAUGAAUUCAUGUCAUAAGAACACAUUAAUCAAACAUUUUGGACACUUGCUUCUAGCUGUAUUCACAAAUAGACACUUUUUAUAACAGAACAAUGAACAAUAUAUGUAAAAUUAUAUUCACCAUAUACCAUAUAUGUUGUACUUGGCAUGAACUUUUAUGAUUUCAGAAAAAGAAAAAAAAAUUGGCUUUCUAGCUGAUAGAGUUACUUGCUGGUUUGUUUGAUUGCUUAAAGCUACCAGCAGAUGUUGAACUUUAUUGUAAGAAGGAUGUAUAUGGACGGUAAGGAAACAUUCCUUUUGCAAGCAUUUGGCUUUUAUAUUCCAAGUUAUAUAAACAUUUUGUAUACUUCACUGUACUGUAUUUCAUUCAUAUUAUGUGUUUUGUAACAGAUCAGGGUUUAUUAAGCAAAGGUUCAUAAAUCAAAAUGAUUUUCAAUGUUGGAAUGUGGCCCUAAGCAGCGCCAUUUGAAUUAAAACAUGAAUUUAGGACACGUUUCAUUUAGUAGGACUGUUUAGUGCAAAUGCUCCUUGUUGCAGAUCUCAUAUACAGCUUCACAUCUUUUGGUUUGUGACAAGGUAGUACUAGGUGCUGAGAGAUUGUUUCACUGGGCUCACAUGAAGCUUACCCUGGGCUGGUUGGUUCUCUGGAUUCAGUGGUGGUAAACAAACCUUCUUAACCGAGCACUUCUGGUUCUUUGACUUUACAACAGAUGACUACGACUAGUCUGCAUCUUUCUUUUUCUUUUUUGCAGAGCGUUUGAGUGUUACAACCAUGUUGAGAACAGAGAAUAUUUUUGUAUUAAUCUAUUUUUCUUUUACCAGAGAAAUUUUCUUUUGAGUAAAUUCUUUGUCAUUACUUAUUUUUUUGGCAAUGGAAUUUUAUAUUUUUAUAUUCCACUAUAUUUCAUGUUCUUUAUGGCAUUUAAAAAUAAGUGUGUAGAACAUAUACCAAAGCCUCAAGGCAAGUAUUAUUAUGUAUUCAUAACUCAUACAAAUUGUUUAAAAGUAUAAAGAAUACUGCUCUGGUUUAAGCUUCUCAAGAAUAUUUUAAGAACAUUUACAUUUUUGUCAUCUAUGGGUUUCCAUACUUGUGAAAACUCACUCUUGAGUAGUUUACUCAGUUUGGUGAUACUUUAUAAAUGAUAUAUUUAAAAUCCAUUUUUGGAUCUAUUUUCACCCAUUUUUUCCCAUUCCAGUUUAAAUAUAGACAGUUUUCUGUGUAGUGGUUGGUCUCUAUCCUCUAUCACAUGACCGUUCCAAGUCUGAAAAGGCAAAUGGGAACACAAAAGUCUUCUCAAACUACCAAUCCCAGCCCUCGACUCUAUCACGUGCUCAGCAGGCUGGGGUGGCACAGAGCUUCCCGUCUGUUCUGCCCGAUGACAACGAUGGGACUAAUUGCCCUGGAAGUCCAAACAAGUGUUGCAGCUGCAGUUCAGGGACUGAGCCAGUCCUUAAGGCAAACAGAAAUGCAUUUUUUUCAUACUGUAUACUUUGUUGGCACCUCAAAAAACAACUUCUGAAAAAAGUCACCCCCAAAAACAUUUAUUACUACUUUUUAUUACUUAUUUUCCUUUUCAUGCCUCAUAAAUCUCAGUUUAGAAUAUGUUGCAUAAUAAAACUUGUAAAAUGAUUAGUAUAGUUAAGAUUGUGUCCAUGUGAACCACAGUUAAGAUGGGGGUGGGGGUUGAAGGAAGUUACAGGACAUUACAGGACGUUUCUUCUAGCACCAGCUGUUUACAUAUUCUGUUACAUACAAAUAAAAUAACGCUGAAAAAUGUUUUGCAUGAAAAUACAAGAUGUAUUUCAUAUUUAUUACUGCUAUAUAAAGUUUUGCUUAAAUAGUUUCUGCUGCCAAAGUUCACUGAUAAUAAAUUUAGUAAUUUAGUAAUGUAAAAAGUAAUGUACAAAAUACACUGUAAUCACUGCAUUGUAAACUCUUUUAUCUAAAUGAGAUCAGUAGGUAUUUAAACUUUAAUUCUUAUUUUAUUUAAUAUAUAUAUGAAGUAAAUCUAGGUUGUACGCAAAACAUCUUACAGUCCCUUUAAUGUCUGUUGAGCAGCUACUCACUUGGAUUAUUGUUAUAAAAUUAAUGAUGAUAAAAUUUGCAUAUUUUUGCAUAAGAGGUUUUUGCAUGGUCUGCCUGCUUAAACUGAAUUGUACUUUAAAAUGAAAAUUCAGGUCUGCCAAUUUUCACAUCUGAGAAUGAGACACUCUCACUCCAAAUUUCAAUUAUCACACAGAGAUUUUCUAAGUAAAAACAAAUCCUUUGUUUAUAAUUCAGUUUGUAUUUACUUUUCAAAUGAAAAUUUCUUUCCAAAUAGCAGUAUGAGAGCAAAUUCUCACAUCUCUCAAAGUUGGCAGCCCUGCAACUUAAUAUGUUUACAAUAACUUGAGUAAUGUCUAAUUUAUUUAAUGAUCUGGAUUUGUAUGCCUAAUAAAGAGAAAGCCUUCUCUGCUA
This is a messenger RNA of Electrophorus electricus (electric eel), 4308 nucleotides long. NCBI's taxonomy places the organism in Eukaryota, Metazoa, Chordata, Actinopteri, Gymnotiformes, Gymnotidae. The record is from RefSeq and is a predicted model, not a curated record.